Macrosiphum euphorbiae (potato aphid) is the source of this 2127-nucleotide messenger RNA. Lineage: Eukaryota; Metazoa; Arthropoda; Insecta; Hemiptera; Aphididae. The record is from the annotation of a GenBank genome assembly.
AUGUUAAAAAAGCAGCAUCAGCUGCCCUACGGAGACAUCAUCGAAUUGCUAGGUGAUGGGAGAGAUUCAGAACUAUCAUCAUUGUCAGGCGACGACGAUGAUUUUGUUGAUGACAAUGAAUACCCUUGUUCAGAAAUCGAAAAGUCUAGUAAAGAACAAAUGUUUGAAAAUGUACUUGAUGAUUUUGAACUGUUUGAAUUCGAAGAUGGUGAAGAUUUCAACGUUUUUGGCAUAAAUAAUGAAACAGUUGAAGAUGAACAGCUAUCAGAUAACAAUGCUUAUGCUAGGCCAAGUACACCUACAUUACCACCACGUCAGAUAGCAAUAAGACCUGUUGAAAAUGUACUUGAUGAUUUUGAACUGUUUGAUUUCCAAGAUGAUGAAGAUUUCAACGUUUUUGGCAUAAAUAAUGAAACAGUUGAAGAUGAACAGCAAUCAGAUAACAAUGCUUAUGCUAGGCCAAGUACACCUGCAAUACCACCAUGUCAUAUAGCAAUAAGACCUGUUGUUGAACACGGACUACACCUCAAUAACCUACCAUAUUACACAAAAAAUGAAAUUAAAUGGUCAAAUAGACCGUUUGUCAGUAAUUUCUUAAAGAUUUCGCAACCAGCUCCAGAAUUAUCAACUACUUAUAAGACUCUAUUACCAAUAGAAUAUUUCAGUAAAUACUUUCCUGAGGAAGAGUUUGAAAAUAUGGCCAAGUACACAAAUAUUUAUGCCAAACAAAAUAAUUUCAUAAAGUAUGUAGAUACUACACCUUCAGAAAUGAAGGUGUUUGUGGGUAUACAUUUGAAGAUUGGUUGUCAAAAACCUAGUAGAAUAAGAUCAUGUUGGACUAAUGAGGACAGAGUAAAUAUAAUUGCUGAUAAUAUGUCUCGAAAUCGUUUUUUUCAGUUGAGGUCUUGUUUUCAUGUAAUGAAUAACGAUGACAUUCCUGAAAACAAUGUUGAUAAAUUUAUAAAAGUUAGACCACUUUUUAAUUCUUUUAUAAAACGUUGUAAAGAAUUGCCAGUAGAAACUAAUCUAGCUGUUGAUGAAAAAAUGGUCAAAUUUAAAGGGAAAUUAGGUGUCAAACAAUACAUGAAAGGCAAACCCUGCCCUUGGGGUAUUAAAAAUUUUUUACUCUGCUCUGCUAAUGGUAUGGUUUAUAAUAUGAUUUUAUACCAGGGCAGUUCAACUGAAAUAAAUCAUGAAAUAACAAAAAAAUAUGGCCUCGGGGGUUCCACAGUUCUACAAUUAGUUGAACACAUAGAUAAAAAUGAACAUUAUUUAUAUUUUGAUAAUUUUUUUAGCUCUUACAAUCUAUUUACAUCACUUGAGUGUUUGGGAAUUAAAGCAGCUGGGACAGUUAGACUUAAUCGUUUUGCUAAUCCUCCAAUUGUGAGCGAUAAAGAGCUAAAUACAUUAGGAAGAGGAGCUUCAUAUGAAGUUACCUCAACAGAUGGAAAAGUUGGUCUGAUUAAAUGGUUGGAUAAUAAAUCUGUAAGUCUCGCGUCUAACUUUGUAACUUCAGGCAGCCCAGAUAUAAUUAAACGGUAUGAUAAAAAAAAUAAAUGUUAUGUUGAAGUAGGUCGCCCUGAAAUUGUGAAAUUAUAUAAUGAUUCAAUGGGUGGGGUGGAUUUGCAUGACCAACUCAUUAGCUAUUAUAGAGUGUUUAUAAAAUCUAGGAAAUGGACUCUGCGUAUGCUGUUUCAUGCCUUUGAUAUGGCCACUUGCAAUGCAUGGUUGGAGUAUAGAAAUGAUGCUGAAACAAUAAAUUUACCAAAAAAAAAAGUAAUGGACUUAUUAGGCUUUAAGCAAAAUUUAGCUUCUACAUUGAUUUCUGUAGGGAGUUCUGUAGUAACACCUUCCAGAAAACGAGGGCGCCCGUCGUCAUGUAACAAAAUUAUAGUUCAACCUAAACCAUGCAAAAAAAAUCGUUUAAUUGAUAGAUACCCCACUGAUGUGAUGAGAAAAGAUAACACUGGCCAUUAUGCAUACAUGGAUAACUUGAGAGAUGCCACAUUCUGUAAGUUAGAGGGUGUAGUUAGAUGUAAAAAAAGAACCCAUAUGACAUGCAAAAAAUGCAAUGUCCAUUUAUGUAUAACCAAGACAAGGAAUUGUUUUUAUGAUUAUCAUAAUUAA